GCUCGUGCAGCUCGUCGGAUUCAUUUAACACGUCAAUUUUGGGUUGGAUAAUACACUCUUCACAAAUAAUCCCGUCCGCUCCGGUUAUCAAUCAGCAAAUUCGCACUCACACUCACUAAAUUCCCGGGUCUAUCACAAAAUAGUCGACGUAAACAUCCAAAAAACCUUAAUAUCGAUAGAAAUUCCGUUACGGCCCGGGCCAUUCUUCAAAUUAAAUCAUUCACUGUUCAAUUGCACUUCAAAUUCUGUAACAACAGGUUGACUAUUCGCUGCGAAAAUGCCAGGCUUAGUUCCAGGUAACUCGGAUCUUCCGACGAUUCCCGUGAAUGGGGAAAAGGUCGAGGCAGCAUUAUCGGAUAUAAUGGAGGUGAGCACAGAGAGCAGUUCAGAAGUUCGCCGAGACAAUCCUCAAGUGGAACUUCAAACGAAUGUAACCAACGUCAGCAUUGGUACACAAACGAACAGCACUGGCGAUUCACCUUCACUCCUUGAAGCAAUGGAUUCAAUUAACCAACUGCUACGAUCUGAAUUCGAUGAAUUCAAUCGAACCCUGAUCCAAUACUGCACACGCACCCAACGUUCGCUCAAUCACAUACGAGAGCGUAUCGAUACAUUCCUGAGACAGCAAAGGCCAUCACUCCAGCGAAGCACAGGCACGAGAUCAUCGAGAUUGCCAAUUCAACGCUCCCAGUAUCAUCUGCGUCCAGUGGGCCACAGGGCAUCAACUUCACGGGCCCAGCGUUCAGCCGCCCAAAGGCCUGGCCCACCACGAUCUGCCUCUCUGGGAAUUGCAGGUCAGAGAUCGAGUGUCAUCCAUCGCAGAUCAGCCCGUUCAUUGCCCCACGCUCGUGACACUACAGGAUUCAGUCGUAAUGGUCGCACUGGCACCUCCAGAGCCACUCCAUUCAACCUUCGAAAUGCCCCUUCCCUGUGAGUGUCUCAUCCUCAAAAUUCUGUGAAAAAUCAGGUAUUUCUAAGAAUAAUAUAAUUAGUUCCCAUAAAAUGUUAGAAUAUGUUGACCCUUUCUGCCAUGUCACUGAGGAUUUGACGAUAUGGAAUACCACUCAAGCCUCAAAUAUUUCCCGAAUCUAUAUGAUUACUUGAAGGUCUUGAAUACCCAUUUUGUGCCAUACAAGUACGGUUUAUUCUUUAUAAGUUCGAAUUUAUGACUGUACUAGCCUUUUUAUCUUCCAUUAAAUAUAUUAUUUUAUUGUCAUCGCUGAACGACGCCGUUUCCCUUCAAUAUCACACCCCAACUGAAACCCUUUAGAACAAUACUAUUCAUAUGUAUCUUCAAGUUUGUGAAAAAAGAAUAAAGAGUCAAAUGU
Molecule: messenger RNA, 1328 nt
Organism: Diachasma alloeum
Lineage: Eukaryota; Metazoa; Arthropoda; Insecta; Hymenoptera; Braconidae
Exons: 8
Coding region: 278-934 (218 amino acids)
Source: RefSeq, a predicted model, not a curated record